Messenger RNA from Lathyrus sativus (Indian pea), 924 nucleotides. The record is from the annotation of a GenBank genome assembly. NCBI's taxonomy places the organism in Eukaryota, Viridiplantae, Streptophyta, Magnoliopsida, Fabales, Fabaceae.
AUGGGCUUGAGAGACAUAGGAGCUUCACUACCUCCUGGUUUUCGUUUUUACCCAAGUGAUCAAGAAUUGGUUUGUCACUAUCUUUACAAAAAGAUCACAAAUCAACAAAUUCUUAACCAUUCUUUGCUUGAAAUUGAUCUUCACAUAUGUGAACCAUGGGAGCUUCCAGAGGUGGCAAAGCUGAAUGCAAAUGAAUGGUACUUUUUUAGCUUUAGAGACCGAAAAUAUGCAACUGGAUUUAGAACAAACAGAGCAACUAUAAGUGGUUAUUGGAAAGCAACUGGGAAAGAUCGUGUUGUGUUGGAUCCAAUGAGUGAAGAGGUUGUAGGGAUGAGGAAGACAUUGGUGUUCUAUAGGAAUAGAGCUCCAAAUGGAAUUAAGACAGGAUGGAUUAUGCAUGAGUUUAGGUUGGAGACACCACACAUGCCUCCUAAGGAGGACUGGGUAUUGUGUAGAGUCUUUCACAAAAGCAAAGAAGACAACAAUUCAAAAGUGAACCCACAAGAAUUCAUAUAUGAGACAACACCUCCAUCCCUAACUUUGGCGUCAUCAUCUCCAACAAAUUACCAAACCAUCCCUACUGGCUAUAACAGAAUUGAUUCUUUUUCUUCCUCCAUGACAACACUUCAUCAUUUUAAUCCAAACCAAAACAAUAACUCUUCCAUCAUCAAUAAUCUCCUUCAAUAUUCUCCUCAAACAAAUCAUCAUCAUAAUAAUAAUAAUAGUACCGUUACUCAAAUUAGCUCCAAAUGUGAUGAUGAAUAUGGAUUCUUGUGGAACAUGGAUUUGGAAGAAAAUAGCUUAGAAGAUGGCGUGGCUUCAAACUUGGACGCAAUCAGAUUCCAAGUUGAUAAUAAUAAUAAUAAUAAUAAUAACAAUAAUAAUACCUCUAAUAUUAAUAAUAAUAAUAUGGUUUUACUAUAA